AUGGUUUUGGCCACACCAUUACCUGUUCAAGAAAAUGUCAGCAAGGUGCAAGUAGUAGAAACUACUGGAAAACAGAACGGGACUAGAACUUUCCAGAGACGUUUGGAGUUGCAGGGACCCCAGCCCCACCGACCUGCUCCUAGAGUAACCAUCCCGGAGCAAGAGCUCCCUGGGGCCGACCCGGCGCGGCGUGGCGCCACAGGUUCCCCCCGGGCCGCCGGGGCGAGGUCUCCCGGCAGGCGUGGGGACGCGCGCGGGCACCCUGGCCUCGCACUCUCGGAGGCCGGGGCGCGCCCUCCACGCACCCCCACCCCACCCCACCCCACCCCCGGGGCCCGAAUGCAGCUCCGCCUCCUGCGCCGAGCAGGCCCCGCCCCCUCCCCGCGCUCCUCGCCCGAGCGCGGCCCUGACCCCUACCUGGGCCGGAAGUGGGUGCCCGCUUACUCCCCUCCCGGGGCGCGGGAACGUGCUUCCUCCCCGCCGCGCCCCCGCCGCACCCCGCGCGCGCCGAGAGGGAUGGCCGCGCCGCCACAUGCGCCUCGGAACCUCGCAGGGCAGUGGGCCGGCGGCCGGGGCUGCGAGGGCCUUCCCGGACUCGACUCGACCUGCGCCUCCUUCGCCUGGCGCCCGGGACGCGGGGGAAGGGGAGUGCAGCGCCCACCCUGGGGCGCCCCGGAUCCCUGGAACUUCCCGGACAGGCCCAGUGUCUCGGAACAAAUUCUCCUCGUUUUAAUGCGCGGUGUCUACCCCAGUCUCCUGCUUCCCCGCUCCCCCCACCCCGCCCCCGCCAAGAACUUCCCCAAUUUGGGGGGUUCAAGCCAGCGGCAGGCUCCGGGCUGA
Molecule: messenger RNA, 840 nt
Organism: Mustela lutreola (European mink)
Lineage: Eukaryota; Metazoa; Chordata; Mammalia; Carnivora; Mustelidae
Product: basic proline-rich protein-like
Exons: 4
Coding region: 1-840 (279 amino acids)
Source: RefSeq, a predicted model, not a curated record